Labrus mixtus (cuckoo wrasse) is the source of this 4608-nucleotide messenger RNA. Its product is annotated as SH3 and PX domain-containing protein 2A-like. Gene Ontology annotation, molecular function: protein binding; phosphatidylinositol binding; superoxide-generating NADPH oxidase activator activity. Gene Ontology annotation, biological process: superoxide anion generation. The record is from RefSeq and is a predicted model, not a curated record. Bases 251 to 3556 code for a protein of 1101 amino acids. The transcript is spliced from 14 exons. NCBI's taxonomy places the organism in Eukaryota, Metazoa, Chordata, Actinopteri, Labriformes, Labridae.
CUUUUACUGCGUUGUAAUGUUUCACAAGGACUUCAGAAGCUCGGGACCGCCUGACAACAUCAUCUCAUGGAUGCACCCAAAGCCUGAGUGCUUGCUGCGAGAUUUUUCUACACACUUUUCUUCCUCCUCUCAAGACAAUUAAUGCAUGAUUUUUUUUCUCCCCACACAUUGUUUUGGUUCCAUGGGUAAACAUCUUGUUUUAUAGCAUUUCCGAGUAUUUUCUGUAAACAAAGAUUCCUGGUCUUUGAAGAUGAAGCUCCGCACGGUGCUUGACGUUAAUGUUGUGGACGUGCAGAAGAGAAGAAAUCCCUCCAAACAUUAUGUGUACCUCAUCAACGUCACUUACUCAGACUCCACUUCCCACGUCAUCUACAGGAGGUACAGCAAAUUCUUCGACCUACAGAUGCGAAUCCUCGACAAAUUUCCGAUUGAGGGAGGACAGAAGGACCCCAAAAAGAGAAUUAUUCCUUUUUUGCCAGGUAAAGUCUUGUUUCGCCGAAGUCACAUAAGAGAUGUAGCUGUCAGAAGGCUGAAGCACCUGGAUAAUUAUUGCAAAGCUCUGAUGAAGCUUCCCUCACAUAUUACCCAAAGUGAUGAAGUCCUGCAGUUCUUUGAGACCAAGUUAGAGGACCUCAACCCUCCCGCCGAGGACUGCGGCGGCUCCGGCAGACGUAAAUCAGGUUUGGAUGCUUCGGAUCCCAUGCUCCUGGAACAGUAUGUGGUGGUGGCCAGCUACGAGAAACAAGAGCCUGCAGAAAUCAGCCUUCAAGCGGGCGAGGUGGUCGACGUCAUUGAAAAGAGCGAGAGUGGUUGGUGGUUUGUCAGCACAGCGGAGGAGCAGGGUUGGGUCCCUGCCACCUAUCUCAACACACACAGUGGUACACGGGACGACCUGGAGCUGGGCGCCUCUAAAGCUGGGGAAGUUACUAAGCGACAUAAGGCUCAUCUGAAGAGGCUGGACCGGAGAUGGACGUUGGGGGGUGUGAUCAGCAGGCAGCAGAGCCGAGAGGAGAAGUAUGUAACACUGCAGCCAUACAUCAGCCAGGGCAAGGAUGAAAUUGCUUUUGAGAAAGGAGUCAUUGUGGAGGUCAUUCAGAAGAAUUUAGAAGGCUGGUGGUUUAUCAGGUACCAGGAUAAAGAAGGCUGGGCUCCAGCCUCUUACCUGAAGAAGCUAAAGGAGGAUUUCUCUCCUUGUAAGAAAAACGUGACAGGCCCAGUGGAGAUCAUUGGAAACAUUAUGGAGAUCAGUAACCUCCUUAACAAGAAAGCCUUGAGUGAGAAAGACGUGCAGAGUGAAGGUGUCCCAGAGAGCCCCCAGGUGGCCAAGAAGGAGAUCAGCUCUCCAAUCCCUUGUUCUGAAUCCAGCCCUGUUAAUAAUACCCCACAGGAAGGAAAAAAUAAAGCAGAACCUGCCUCACCAGCAAUAGCCCGCAUUGCACCUCAUCGGGUGGAAAUUGGUUCCCCAGUUCUCAGGCAAAAACCUCCUCCUCGAAGAGAUGCAACCCUGGGAUUCCAGUUGCCGUCCCCACCAGAGCCCCCUACAGUUGAAGCAGAGUAUUACACGAUUGCUGAAUUCCAGUCCUGUAUAUCUGAUGGUAUUACUUUCAAUGGAGGACAGAAAGCCGAGGUCAUUGAGAAGAACUCUGGUGGUUGGUGGUAUGUCCAGAUAGGAGAGAAGGAGGGUUGGGCUCCCUGCUCCUACAUUGACAAACGUAAAAAGCCCAACCUGAAUCGAAGAACAAGCACUCUAUGCCGCCCGAAAGUUCCCCCCCCUGCUCCUCCCGUCAAAAAACAAGACUCAGUGGAGAUUGCACCUCCCAGUAGCCCUGGAUCUGAAGCUCCAGAGUCCCCUGUGUCUCCAGGGAGGCCGGUGUAUGAAGAGCCAGAAUAUGAUGUUCCUGCUAUUGGCGAUCUGGACCUGGAGUCUGAGUUUGAGUUUUUGAGGGGAGAAAGUUACUUGGUAGAUGCAAAAAAUGCGGACACUUCCUCUGAGAAGGGAUCCCACCUUUCUUCCAAGCAUUCUCCAGCUUCGUCUCUCCAUAGUGCCUCCUUCAAGAUGGGUGAGUCAUUUGAAAAUGGCCAUGAAACAGAUGGGUUGAUGGAGGGAGAGGAAGAAUGUAUCUAUGAGAACGAUGGCUUCAGGCCCUUCAGAGAGACCCCAGAGAGGCAAUGCAGCAGGGACUCAAAUUCCUCCAAGACAAGUGUCUUGUCUGAAUCCAGCAAGACUGCAAGCCCAACAUCAAGUGGAUGGAAACCUGCAGGUAACAAGUUCAAAAUUGAUUUUAUUGGGUCCUUAUUUCCAAUCAAAGCUGAGGAGGCACCCACGCCUAAAUCUGCGUCCACCGAGUCCACCCCAGAUCUGUCCAGAACAAAGAAAGACCAAGAGGAAAGCAAGGCAUCCUCUUCCACCAAAUCUUUGUCUAAACCAAAGCCAGUGGUGAGGCCUAAACCACAACUAGCCAAGGCAUCCAGUGCAGAGAAGAUGGACAUCAGCACAUUGAGAAGACAGCUGAGGCCAACAGGGCAACUGAAAAAUGGAACCAAAACUAAAGGUGAGGACUCUGAGACAGCAUCAGUCAUCUCCUCAGAAGACUCCUUCUCCUCUCAGAGUACAUCUGAUCUCUCCUCCAUCUAUUCAAAAGGCAGCCGAGGAGAUUCAGACCUGGAAGGCUCCAGCCUUUAUCGCACCACAGAUCCAUAUGAAAAAGUCCAAGAGUCUGAGAUCAGCUUCCCUGCUGGAGUUGAGGUGGAGGUGGUGGAGAAGCAGGAGAGUGGCUGGUGGUUCAUCCGCUGGGGAGGUGCAGAGGGAUGGGCGCCAACUUAUUACCUGGAGCCCAUCAGGCAACAGGAUGACAUCGCAGGGACAGAAUCUGAUGGCACACCAACUAAACCUGAAAGUCUUAGCAAGUCCAACAGCCUUGAGAAGAAUGAACAAAGGGUGCAGGUUUUGAACAACAUCAACCAAAACUUCAAGAAAGUCACCCCACCCAUCCCAUCCAAGCCUCCUGGUGGUCUCUCCAAACCUACCGGCUUGUUUGGUUCACGGAAGCAUAAUAGCACCAAACAGCAGCAGGUUGUCAGACCUCAAUCUGUCUUCAUAUCAGCCCCAAUCAGGGAUGGUCCAAGCCCUGUUGGCUCUCUCAGGAGAAACGAGUCCCUUAACUCCACAGACCAUCCUCGUGCCAGCCCCACUGUGAGACGCAAUGCCUCAUUUGGCACCGUACCACGCAGCCAGGCACCAAACAACAUAGCACUACCUAAAAGGAACAGAUUUGGUACUGGUAGCUCUGAAUCUCUGGGCCUCAGCUCCCAGAAGAAUACAAUCCCUGUAUCCACGGUGAAACCAAAGCCUCACAUCAUCCACAAUGACCUCAGAGAGGUGUAUAUUUCCAUUGCAGAUUAUCAUGGCGAUGAAGAGACCAUGGGAUUUCCAGAGGGAACGAGUCUGGAGGUCCUGGACAGAAACCCCAAUGGAUGGUGGUACUGUAAGAUUCUGGACAGUGGCAGACCAAGAAAAGGAUGGGUUCCUUCAAAUUACCUUGAGAGGAAGCCCUAGCGCUCAUGUGUAGAGUUGGCAGAACUCUGGCCAUAAAUGUAAAGACUACUCAAAUAGAAACAUUUAUUUUGCAAAAAAAAAGAAAAAGGCUCAUCCAAAGACAUUAAGUAAGGAUUGUAAUCUUACCCGGUACCUUUGCCAAAAUGAGCAGCCAGAUCACAUUGUGACUUUAAAAUGAAAUGAGACAUCUGGUGAAAUGAGUCUAUAUAAUACACUGCCUGAGAAGUUGCAUUAGGGGCAAUAUAUUGGGACUUAGUGAAACAGCCAAAGAGAACACCAAAGGGCAGAAGAAUGAUUUAAUGAUUUUCUACGGUGGAUACCUUUAACUUGAACUAAGAUGUCAUAUUGCGUCUAUCCCUUGAACCUUUCUCUGUAAGUAGAUAAUGUAUUUUUUGUAACUUUUUAAGAAUUAAAAGCUUACUGCAUGUUUGAAAUGAUUCAUUAUACUGACUAUGCCUUGAGCUGUUGAAAUUAAAACUUUUCUCCUCACUUUUGUAAAGAAAAUUGCCAAAGCUGCUUUGUGCUAGUCUCAUCUUGGUGCUGUCUGUUUGCAUGUUUUUUUUAAUUCUUCAUACUGUAUGUCACCAUUAUGUGAAAUAUUUUAUCAUUUUAAUUGUGUAAUAAUGUCCUUAUGAAACAAUUUGUGAGCAUCCCUGAUUAUGAUUAUGUAAGAACAAUACUUUGUGAUCUCCUUUGAAACGUAAUGCCUUAAAAGUUCUUGAUUUCAUUUCAGUUCCUAAUGGUCCAUAUUGAAAUGUCCUUGAGACUAGUGAAAUCUAUAUUUAUUCAGUACUUCAAAACAUUUUACUUAUUUUUAUUAUUAUUGUAAGACAUAUACAGAUUUUUUUUAAAUCACAAACGCUUAAACAUUUCUAAGAACUGCUCUAUUGAUUAAGAUACAAUUUUGAAUUUCUGCUGGGCAGUAAAUUUGACACAACUUUUCAUCAACAGUAUUACUGGGAUGCUCACUUGUGUUUUUUUGUUAACUGUGUGAUCAGUGAUAAUAAUUCAAGUGCCAAAAGAAUGACUUAAAUAAAUGCACUUUUGAACAA